Messenger RNA from Austrofundulus limnaeus, 2877 nucleotides. RefSeq names its product GTPase IMAP family member 4. Gene Ontology annotation, molecular function: GTP binding. The transcript has 2 exons. The record is from RefSeq and is a predicted model, not a curated record. NCBI's taxonomy places the organism in Eukaryota, Metazoa, Chordata, Actinopteri, Cyprinodontiformes, Rivulidae. The coding region runs from base 50 to 1654 and encodes 534 amino acids.
ACUGUAUCUAUAGGGCUGGUGGCUGUUUCUCUGCUCUCAGUGUAAGAAGAUGAGCAGAAACAUGUCGAACACCAAACAAAGCUCCAUCAGCUGCACAGUGAAGAAGGCCUCUCCCUCCUCCACCAUCAUCAGAAUGGUUUUACUGGGGAAGACYGGCAGCGGUAAAAGCUCCACCGCAAACACCAUCCUGGGCCGUAAGGUCUUGGACCUGAAGGUCAGCAGCGUCUCAACCAGCCAGCUUGCUCGCAGGGCUAGCGGAGAGUUUCGUGGGCGGCAGCUGCUGUUGUUGGACACUCCGGGUCUGCUGGACUCUCAUCAGACCACACAGGAGGUGCAGAGGGAGCUGAGGAGGAGCCUGAGUGUCCUUUUCCCCGGACCGCAUGUCUUUUUGAUCGUCAUCCAGAUUGGGAGGUUCUCUCAGGACGAGAGGGAAGCGGUGRGGCAGAUCAAAGACGCCAUGGGCACCCAAGGUUUAAAGUUCUCCGUCGUGGUUUUUACCCACGGAGACCGCCUUGAGGAGGGAGCGUCUGUGAAGCYCUGCCUGAUAGACCAGUGCCGGGGCCUCGCUGAGCUGGUGGCCGGGUGUGGGGACAGGUACUGCGURUUCAACAACCAGAACAUCAAGAACAGGGACCAGGUGUCUGAGUUGCUCACCUUGAUUGAAGGCAUGAUGCAGGACAACAGGGAAAGCUGCUACACCAGCAAGAUGCUCCAGAGAGCAGAAGAGGACCUGGCUCUUCAGCUCCAACAGCAAACUGAGAAAGAGGAGCUUCUGAAAAAGAAGCAGGAGCAAACGUUCAAGGAGUGGUACGAAAAGGAGCUGGAGGUGGCUCAGAAGAAGAUUAAGAAGGAGAUAGAGGAACUGAGGAUGAAACAGGUUCUGGAGAAGGAAAGGGAGGAGAAACUGGCGAGGGAUCGGGAGGAGGCCUUGAAGAGAGAGGUGGAGGAGAGGAAGACACAAGAGGUGGUGACGCUGAUAGAGAUGGAGAAGAAGAAAAGAGACGAUGUUCAGGAGAGGCUGGAAAAAGUCACCAAAAUGUUAGAGGAGCAGGUGGCGCAGGAGGAGAAGAUGAGACAAUCGAUGGAGGAGGAGAUCCAAAAGAAUAAAGAYGAAAACGAGAAGCAGGAGAGGCACAGGGAGCUGCAGCAGAUCCAGAUGGAGCAGGCCAUCAGGCAGAGGGAGGAAAUGGAGAGAGACUCUCUGCAGAAAGAGUUGGAGAAACUCUGCCAGAAGAUGGAGGAGCUGAGCAAGAAGGAGGAGUACAGGAAAAGGCAGAUGGAGGACGCGCUCCGACGAGAGCGGGAGGAGAAUCAGAGAGAGAUAGACAUCCAGAUGGAGCACCUCAGGGCGGAGAAACGGAGAACCGAGGCCUACAAGCGGGAGCUGAAGCUCACGAAAAUCAAACUGGAGCAGCAAGCAGCGAGCGAAGAACGGCUGAAGAGGCUGUUGGAGGACAACCUGAAGGAGGACAGCAACAAGGGCGUGUCCUCGCUGACGAGGCUGUGUGGGAAGAAGUGUGCUGAGAUGAUGGAGAGGAGGUCGGCGGYGAAGCGUCUGACUGUGGCGGCCGUGACGGGAUACGUGCAGGAGAUGGGGGUGCUGGGCCUGAACGCAGCGCUGGAGAAACUUGGAUCUCCGUGUUCGAUACAGUAACAACUUCAAAGUCUCAGAAAAUCCUCACUGGGUGUGCAUCCACUGGUUAACUUUUAGAGUCCAUCCAAUUCAAGAUGGCUGCCACAACCAACAUGACUAAAACUGUACAGAUGACAAAAAUUUGCUGUGGUGUGCAAGUUUUUUCCAACACUCUGUGCGAUACAUUUGUUCAUAACUUUGGCAUUAAUUCUUGGAGUCAACUUUGUCAGUAAAAUAUCUCAUGAUCUACUGGACAUAUUAUAUGAAACUCUCAGAAAYAAAUCACUCCAAUCCCUAAUACAUCUUGCAAGAUCUUGCAAUAAGAUAACGUUGUUAAUAAGUUUGAUCAACAUGUCUUUAUAACAUGAUUUUAUUUAAAAUUCUGUUAUGUAAAGUGGCGGACAAUAAGCAUUCCCCCAAGGAAUGCUAAGCCUUUAAUUCUAAUUUUUUUACUGUGGUGUUGUCUUUGAUGUAUUUUAUUUGUUAGUUUUCUGACCUAAAUAUAUAUUUUACAUUGACUUUUACAAUUUCUAUUAUUUGAUUUAACCAGUAACUUGAAAAAAAAGGAAAUUAAUGCCUCUGUGAAAGCAGUUUCAUUCCCACAAAUGGAUGUAAUUCCUGUGUAGUGCCCUAAAUCAGCAAAUACCCAAACUGAAGGGAAAUGAUGGAGAUAAUCUGAUUAUCAACUCCCCGCCCUCCACCCUGAGCUGCUGCUUCUGUCUCCAUCAUUUCAAUCUGUACUCAAACCAAACCCUGUUUCCAUUAAUAAACAGCACACAGUGCUUUAGUGUUUCUCCUUACAGAUGCUGCUGUGAGCUCAGCUGGGCCAUCUGCUUGUGCUCUGAACCAGAAACUCUGCUUUUAGCGUUGCCCGAUGGCUCUGACCGGAUAUACGUCUUUAAGUACACUUUCAUUACUUGGACUGUGGGGGAGUAUACUGUGACUUUAGACGUUAGAGAAGAAAUUUCAAGUGUAUACAUUCAUAUGUUUUAYUAAUUAAAUGUUUGAAAGGUUUUGUCUUUCAGUUAUGAUCUAAUGAAUCUAUGGUGUCAAAUGUUGGACAAAAGAAAACAAUUUCUCUUUAUAUUUUACUGUACUGCUUGAAGUAAAACAAAAAUAAAAAUGCAUUUUAUAGAUCAAUUUAAACUCAGUUUAUUUCAAAAAGGGUGUCUAAACUAGAUUUUCUAUUUUAUUGAACUUUUAUUAAAUUUCRAUCGGGGAUUAAUAAAGUUUUCUGAUUCUGA